Molecule: messenger RNA, 3401 nt
Organism: Tuber melanosporum (Perigord truffle)
Lineage: Eukaryota; Fungi; Ascomycota; Pezizomycetes; Pezizales; Tuberaceae
Exons: 6
Coding region: 1-3156 (1051 amino acids)
Source: RefSeq, a predicted model, not a curated record
AUGGGGACGGAGGUCGAGUACGAUGAGUUUGGGUUACCGGUUGUGAGGCUAAAGGUUUCAACCCCACCUCCGCCCUCAUCUCCAUCUGCUCUGCUAGUGGAAGGGAAGGGGAAGGGGGAGGAGAAGGUCGGCGAGCCACGGACCGAGGAGGUCGAGCCAACUGGAUCGGAACAGGAGAAAUCCACAGUUUCAACAGACGCAGACUCAACCAUAUCACCGGCUACAAACACACUAGCGUCACAGAAUGUAGCUACGGAUGUAGCCCCUCCAAUGGCGCCAAAAGAAAGUGCGAAUAAAACAGGGCUGGCAAACGAGGCGGCGGCAGCAGUGGUGGUCAAGGAUCAAGUUGUAAGACCUUCUGCUGAUAUCCCUCAAGCAGAUAGGGAGUGGAAUGAGAAGAAAAUGUUUUCGGAAGACCCCGCCGACCCCUCGAGCACCGUUGGGACUGGGGGUCCGGUAUCAGAAUGGUCACACCAGCAAAUUGUGCGAAGGGAGGAAGAGAAGGACAAAGACAGGGGGGGGGCAGAAGAGGAAGACGAUGGUUGGCAGGAAAUGCCCGCUAUCGCCUCACACGACCUCUACGAUGACGAAGGACGGUUAAUAGCCAAAGAGGCUCAGGAUUCUGAGGAUGAGGGGGAGAAGAGUGCGUCGAAGGGGUACACCAGGGUCUACGAUGACGAAGAUGCUCAGUCCGCUACUUCUAUGGAUGAGAAUACGAGUUACUUGUUCAAAGAGACAGAGGAUGACGAAGCUUCAAGGAACCCGUUAAGUCAGAUGCAGGCUACAAAGGAAUUGCUCACGGAGGGACAGAGAAUCGCCUAUGUCGGCGUGUGCAAGUUGGCCAUGGAGCGGAUGGUCACCGAUCAGGGGAAGUUGAAAGGAAAAGGACGAAGCGUGAAGAAAGAGCUGCAGCUUUCAGCGGAAAGCCUGAAGAUGUGGAGCCAAAAGAUGAUGGUUAGGUUGUACAUGCAUAUGGAUAUCUCGUCUGCUGAACAAGUUAUGAUUGAACAGUUGGCGGAGCACGGCGUCAUACCUGCAGACCUCACGUCUGCUCUUGCAAAGAAUUCUCGACCAGGCGUCAAGAACCCAACUGAGAUAUCUAACUCUAAAACCCUAGAUAUUGACAUUCGGUGGACGGUCCUUUGUGACCUUUUCCUUGUCCUUAUAGCCGAUUCUGUAUAUGAUGCCCGUUCCCGCGUUUUACUAGAAAAGGUUGGGGAGAUGUUAGGAGUCCCCUGGUUGGAUAUAUAUAAAUUUGAGAAGCGAGUGACAGAUGCCUUAGAAAUCCAAGAGUCAGCUCAACAGAAUUGGAGCGAGGAAGAGCACAUGGAGAAUCGUAGGAAGGCAGCAAGAAACAAGAGGUUCAUGAUGAUGGGCCUGGCAACUAUCGGCGGUGGUCUGGUCAUUGGAUUGAGCGGUGGGCUUUUAGCCCCCGUAAUCGGUGCCGGCUUGGCAGCUGGGUUCACGACGAUAGGUGUCGGUGGUACUGGGGCGUUCCUAGCAGGAGCUGGAGGGACGGCUCUUAUUGCAAGCAGUGCAGUUGCUAGCGGUAGCGUGAUUGGUGCAAAGGCGAGUUACAAUCGAACUAAAAGCGUUGGUAUCUUUGAGUACAGGCCACUCCAUAAUGCGAAGAGAGUUAACUUGAUUAUCACGGUCUCAGGAUGGAUGAACGGCUCCGAAGACGACGUGAGACUGCCAUAUUCAACCGUUGACCCUGUCAUGGGUGAUAUUUUCUCGAUUCUUUGGGAACCGGAGAUGUUGCGAUCUAUGGGUCAGACAAUCAAUAUCCUUGCAACUGAGGUCCUGACCCAGUCACUGCAACAAGUUCUGGGGAGCACCAUCUUGGUCGCCCUCAUGGCUUCUUUGCAAUUGCCCGUCGUUCUUACCAAACUCUCCUACCUACUCGACAAUCCCUGGAGCGUGUCACUUGACAGAGCCAACGCUGCGGGGUUAAUUCUCGCUGAUUCGUUGAUUCACCGAAAUCUCGGUGUGCGUCCUGUAACUCUUGUAGGUUACUCUCUUGGUGCACGGGUGAUCUAUUCCUGUUUGAGAGAACUACAAAGGCACCACGCCUACGGUCUGGUGCAAAAUGUUUACUUGUUUGGAUCACCAGUGGUAGUGAAGCAAGAUGAGUACGCAAAGGCGCUGUCUGUAGUUUCAGGGAGGUUUGUCAACGGGUUCGCCAGAAAUGAUUGGAUUUUGGGAUAUCUUUUCCGCGCGACAAGCGGCGGUAUUGGCCGUGUAGCUGGGUUGGCGCCCGUUGAUAAUAUUGUUGGGGUAGAGAACGUAGAUGUUACGGAGUUGGUGAACGGGCACAUGGCAUAUAGGCAGGCAAUUCCGAAACUCUUGAGACACGUGGGGUGGAUUGUUGUGUCAGACGAGUUUACAGAAAUACAAGAUCCGGCAGGUCUACCUAUCGAUCCCGAUAGGCACCGCGAAAGGCAACGAGAGCUAAUUGAGGAACUUGAGGGGGCCCGGAAAGAGCUUGAGAAACAACAAAAGAAGCCCCGCUUUUCUUUCUUUGGCAGGGGCAAGGAUGCCGCCAAAAAGAAAGACUGGGAGACAUACGAUGAAGUCAAGCCUGCCAACGAUCCUGGAAUGGAAAAAGACCGAGUUGAUCCAAAUGACCCAAAUACCGGCAUCAAAGAUGACAAUGUAAUCUUCGAUGUCGACGCCAUCAGAGCAGAGCUCGCAAAGGUAGGCCAAGACGAAAUUCAACCCAGAGAACUAAACUCCACACUUCCACCCCUCAAAGCCGACACAUCACUUCUGAAUUCACCAAUGCAAGCCAACCUCCGUCAUACCAAAAGCUUUGACCACCGCUCCUCAUCAUUAUAUGGCAUGUCCUCAAUCUCUGAGAACAAUGCCAGCCUCCCAUCUCUUCAGAACGGCCACCACCAGCCAACACCACUCGGCGAUAAAAACAACCGCACCUACAACUCGGACUCCGAAGAUGAAUUCGGGAACCCACGUACCGGUGAGAUUCAGAUGACUUUUGAUGCUCCAUCAGCAUCACCUCGAAACAUCGCCUUAUUUCAUAGGCCCGAGAUUAGAACCAGUGUUACCAUGCCCACCACCACUAAUGAAAGGAAUGUGUGGGCGGAUGACGAUGACGAUUUCGGUGAGGAGAAGGAGAUGACUAUGACUUUUGCUUAGAGGUUAGAGGUGGGAAGAGAAGGGGGAUUGUUUUGUAUUUCAUUCAUUCUUUCUCACCUUCUCUAAUGUUGAUAUGGUUUGUAUUGUAGCGUGCAUGCAUUUAUACCGGUGCGAUUGUGCUUCCUUAAUACCGUGGUGGAAAUAGAGGAAGGAAUGGAAUGGGGGGGGUGCUGCUCGGGGUAAGGGGACCGAAGGGUGAGAUUGUCGUGGAAGCAUACCAAUUGUCUCAAAGGCGUUUAAUUGGA